Messenger RNA from Fonsecaea erecta, 273 nucleotides. RefSeq lists its product as hypothetical. The record is from RefSeq and is a predicted model, not a curated record. The transcript has 2 exons. NCBI's taxonomy places the organism in Eukaryota, Fungi, Ascomycota, Eurotiomycetes, Chaetothyriales, Herpotrichiellaceae. The coding region runs from base 1 to 273 and encodes 90 amino acids.
AUGCCGAUCCUGGGAGUCGUCCUGUUCGUCUUCGGCACGUUUUUCAUCUCGCAGAGCAUCUUCGUCUACGUGCCAGUCUCGUCCCCGCGCUACGCGGCGUCCCUGUUCAUGGCUAACGACCUGUCCCAGUCCUCCUUUGCUGCCGGCAGCAUCCUCUUUGCACGGGGCGUUACCAUCCUGGCCUCCAUCAGCGUCCUGGGCGGAUUCGGCAUGUUUGCCCUGCACUACUACGGCGCGAAGCUGCGUGCUCGGUCGAGCUUUGCGCAAGCCUAA